This is a messenger RNA of Scatophagus argus, 3026 nucleotides long. RefSeq names its product collagen, type IX, alpha 1b (gene col9a1b). Gene Ontology annotation, cellular component: collagen type IX trimer. NCBI's taxonomy places the organism in Eukaryota, Metazoa, Chordata, Actinopteri, Scatophagidae. Bases 186 to 2225 code for a protein of 679 amino acids. The record is from RefSeq and is a predicted model, not a curated record. The transcript has 32 exons.
CUCCAAUCCCUUCCUGUAACCAGGCGUCGUAUGAAUAAACAUAAGCCCCUGAUGGCGAUGGGAUCUCGGAAGGUCUAGAUAGCUGAAGCGGAUUCAGUUGGGUUGUUUUGUCGGGGGCUCCUUCAACCCAACAAACCCCAGAGAAAGGACUUAUAACUUUUACCUUUCCUGUCCACGGGGAGAUCAUGGUUCGGGCCCCCAGCGUUAGAGGGCCACUUCUGGUUCUGCUCCUGCAGCUUGUCCUUAUCUGCUCCGCUCAAAGGAACCAAGGACCUGCUGGCCCUCCUGGACCUGCAGGUGUCCCAGGAAUUGAUGGUGUUGCUGGGGAAAGGGGAGUAGAUGGCGAGGACGGUCUUCCUGGGCCUGACGGAGAUGCAGGUAAACCCGGCUCUUCAGGACUACCUGGGAUUCCUGGAAAUGAUGGUUUGACCGGCCCUAUUGGAGAUCCAGGGCCUGAUGGUCCCCCGGGACAGAAAGGUGAACCCGGAAAACCUGGACCUCGUGGAGCAGCUGGCGUUGGGCCAGAUGGACCCCCUGGACCACCUGGGCCUGGAGGACUUCCGGGUGAAUUGGGAAAAGCUGGACCACUUGGGGCCAUGGGUGUGAGAGGGCCACAGGGACCUCGCGGACCAGCAGGGCCCAGAGGUGCAGCUGGAAUGCUGGGCAGUGCCGAACUGUGUCCAAACUCUUGUCCACCUGGGACCCCUGGACAUCCUGGCCUUCCUGGCAUGAAGGGCCACAAAGGUGUCAAAGGUGAAGCAGGAGAACCUGGGAAACAAGGGCACAAGGGUGAGGAGGGAGAUCAGGGGAGCCCAGGGGAGGUCGGAUCCCAAGGACCAACGGGUCCUCAGGGACUUCGUGGAGCCAUGGGAAUGAUGGGCACAAAGGGAGAGAUGGGAGCGCGAGGUGUUGAUGGAGAUCCAGGUCCCCAGGGUGUUGGAGGGGCAACUGGAGAUCAAGGCCAGAGAGGUGUGAUGGGUGAGACUGGGCCUAAAGGUGAAAUGGGUAUUCAAGGGCCUCGAGGAAUCACAGGCCUUCCAGGUCCAAAGGGAGAGGCUGGCUUACCAGGUGUGGAUGGUCGUGAGGGUAUUCCCGGAAUGCCGGGAGCAAAGGGAGAGAUUGGGAAGCCAGGCGUUCCUGGAGAGGUUGGACUUCAGGGGCUUCCUGGCUUGCCUGGUUCACCUGGACAAAAAGGCUCGAGUGGCUCUAAGGGAGAUGCUGGUCAGCCAGGCUUUCCUGGAACAAUGGGACCUGCUGGCAAGACAGGUGAGCGUGGAGAACAGGGAGAGGUGGGACCUGUUGGGCCCAUUGGAGAACCUGGAGAUAUUGGAGAGCGAGGCCCUUUGGGUUCAGUCGGCAAGCCAGGAGCCAGGGGACCCAAAGGUGACCCCGGCCUCCCUGGUCUCCCUGGUCCACCUGGCCUGCCUGGGGUGAAAGGAGAGAGGGGAGACCGUGGAGAAGCAGGACCCAAAGGAGAUCAGGGAGCACAAGGUGAUGAGGGCAACCCUGGAGACAAAGGGGAUGUUGGUGAGUCAGGAGAAUCUGGACCUAAAGGAGAGGUUGGUAACCCCGGCGAGCCUGGCAAAAGAGGUCCAGAGGGAAGUCGAGGUCAGCCUGGCAUUGAGGGGCCACCCGGAACACCUGGACCACGGGGCAUGCAGGGGAACAGGGGUCCACCUGGAGUCAGAGGGACUCAGGGUCCGGCGGGUAAAGAGCCAAGUGAUCAGCACAUUAAACAAGUUUGCAUGAGAGUCAUGCAAGAGCAGCUUGCCCAGUUAGCUGCUAGUUUAAGGAGGCCAGAGUCUGGUGUAGCUGGUUUACCUGGAAGACCUGGACCUCCAGGGCCUCCCGGGACUCCAGGAGACAAUGGCUUCCCUGGGCAGGCUGGAGCUAGAGGCCUGCCAGGACUCAAAGGGCCACCAGGAACUAUGGGACUGAAAGGACCCAAAGGUGAAAUGGGAGACAGAGGCUCCAGAGGGCCCACUGUACGAGGACCUAAAGGUCAGCCAGGACCUCCUGGACUUCCUGGUGAGCCAGGCAAACCUGGCUACGGUAAGGAUGGUCAGGACGGGCAGAGGGGGCCUCCUGGCCUUCCCGGACAGUCCGGUGUACCUGGGCCUCCCGGUCCCGCCGGUCCUAAUGGUUACUGCGACCCGUCGGCCUGUAACCUCCAGGCAGGGGCCGCCCACCAGUCUCUGGAUGUGAAGGGACCUGCAGGGAACUGAGAGCCACUCUGGCAGAGACAGAUAAACUGUUGGAUUAGCUCCUGUGAGCACACAACAUUUUUCACACCGUUUUCCAAGAGGCUGCGGCUGGUGAGGUGCCUUCGAUCCAUUAACCUCUAGUGUAGUGAACAUGUUUCGUGCCGGCCACAUGUCCAUCAGAAGGAAUCAGCCCCUUCAAGUCGUAAAGAAACACAAAACAUUUUAUGUGCUGCAAAAAUUGACCUUGUUCUGGUGUGUUUUUCUACCCUGGACAUGUUUUGAUAAUUGUGUGUUCUCACAUUUUGGAGACAAUAUGAUAAUGAGUGGAAUGUUUCUUGGUCCCACUCUUCUUGUACCUCUGCCUGUAUUUUCAUCUUGGUUUUCUCCAAUUACACUGUUUUGUGAAAUGAAAGUUCCUCCACUUUCCUCACAGUACAUCUCAUAUAAUCACCCACAAUAAAUCAGGAUCAGGAUCUUUUUUUUUUGUCCAAGUACCAACUACUCUUUUUCAACCUGCCACUUCAAAAUAAAAUGGAGAAAGGAUGAAAAUAUCAUCAAGUCACACUGACUUCAUUUUAGGUUGUAAAUCUGUAAAAAAAAAAAAAUGUUGAGUUGUGGUUAAUUAUAUUUCCUACGAAAAACAGCCUGAUGUGGGAUUUUUUUUCGCAUUGUACAGAAUGACAACAGGGUGCAGUCAUGCAUGUGUGAAAAUAUAGUUUAGGCAUGAGGGAUGAGACCCUCAUUAAUGUUACAAAUAAAGAAAAUAACACAUGCAGCGUUUAAUUUAUUCUGUAUACCGAUAUCCUUCUGUGAUAAUAUUAA